AAAUUCCUGCCACAGUCUCAAAUCUCGCAGCAGCCGUAGCCUAAGAUAAAAAUCAGCACGAAAAAGAAGAUUCAAUCCUUCUCCGGAAUAUUCCUCCUCAGGAGAAAAUAAGCUUCGAUUAUUUUUUUUUGUGAUGCCGUAUCUUGUACGCGAGAAUCUUUUCAUCGGAAACAUAAGCGACGCGGCUGAGGUUCUGCAAGAUGGAAGUUCGGAAAUAACGCAUAUUUUAUCGGUCUUAAGUUCCGUGUCUAUAUCGUUCUUUACGGAAUGGAGAAGCGGUGUGGUAAUCCCGGCGAAGGAGAUAAAGAAAGUUUGCGUGGGUGACGGUGAGGAUGAGUGGAGGAGUUGUUUGGCGGCGAAUAAGGUUUUGUAUGGGUUAGAGUAUGCAGGGAAGGAUUUGAAACUGGUGAGAAUGGCGGUGCCGAUCAGGGAUAUGGAGAGCGAGGAUUUGUUGGAUUAUUUGGAUGUUUGUAUGGAUUUUAUUGAGAAGAGUAGAAAAGAAGGAGCUGUUUUGGUGCAUUGUUUUGCUGGCGUUUCGAGAAGUGCAGCUAUCAUUACAGCGUACUUGAUGAAAACUGAACAGUUGUCCCUUGAAGAUGCUCUUGAAUCCCUAAGGCGAAGCUGUGAGUCUGUUUGUCCCAAUGAUGGCUUUUUAGAACAGUUGAAAAUGUUUGAGGAAAUGGGGUUCAAGGUUGAUCAUGCUAGUACCAUAUACAAGCGGUUUCGCCUGAAAGUAUUGGGUGAGUUUUACAACCGUGGAGAGAAGAUAGACAGUUCUAAAUUUGGGGCAGAUCCUGGUGUACCUACACAAAUUUCCUCUGAGGAAGAAGCAUCUCCAAAUGAAGGGGAAAAGGCUAUUCCUGCAUACCGCUGCAAGAAAUGCCGUCGAGUAGUUGCACUGCGGGAGAAUGUUGUGGAUCAUGUUCCAGGAGAGGGCGAGACAUCUUUUGCAUGGGGCAAGCAGAAAAGUGGCAACCCCUUUAACAAGUCCAGUGAGUCUGAGUGUUCAUCUCUUUUUGUUGAGCCUCUGAAGUGGAUGACAGCAGUUGAGGAAGGUGCAUUGGAGGGAAAGUUGUCCUGUGCUCAUUGCGAAGCUCGUUUGGGUUACUUCAAUUGGUCAGGUAUCCAAUGCAGCUGUGGGAGCUGGAUUACUCCAGCCUUUCAGCUACACAAAAGUCGAGUGGAUGUUAGCACUGCCUAAUACCUUCGAGGCAAAAGAAGAUGCAAGCAUAUCUCUUGACUGCAGUAAAGUCCAGUUUUCUCAGAGAAAUUGAUACUAUCUGAAGAAAGCAUACCGUUUCCUCACCAGUCCGCACUUGCACAGAAUGAGCAAACCCCCCAAAUCGUUUUAUGAAGUUUCCAUGCAUAUUCCCACGGAGAUCUAUCUUUGAGGAGCUGGAGGCGCAGAUUUGUAACUUGAGUGAAAUAAUGUCUUGUAUUUAUUGUAUGAUAUGGUCAUACAAUUGGACCGCUUUGCUUGGUGGUUUGAGAAUGUCUUUUAAAAAGAGAUUUUACAAGGCUAGAAAUGAAUGGACAGCGAGGGCUAGGCCUCCUUAUAUUUCUAAUUGAUUUUACUACAGAGGUCAAUCUAUAUAGCUUGUUAAAUUGCUUGAA
Messenger RNA from Populus euphratica (Euphrates poplar), 1614 nucleotides. RefSeq names its product dual specificity protein phosphatase 12-like. NCBI's taxonomy places the organism in Eukaryota, Viridiplantae, Streptophyta, Magnoliopsida, Malpighiales, Salicaceae. Gene Ontology annotation, molecular function: protein tyrosine/serine/threonine phosphatase activity. Bases 134 to 1201 code for a protein of 355 amino acids. Gene Ontology annotation, biological process: protein dephosphorylation. The record is from RefSeq and is a predicted model, not a curated record. The transcript has 7 exons.